UAGAUUUUCAUUUUUUAAUAUUUCAGAUGAAAGCCACAAUGAAACUAUGUUAAUGGACCCAUCAGCCAUGGUGGCAUCAACUAGUUCCUUUUACAUUUCUGUUGGGUGUGCCAGUGGUUUGAUUGUUAUCAUGACAGCAACAGCCACUGCAUGCUACAUUCGAAGUAAAAAAUCCUGCAGGAGUAAUUCCAAUUACAGAGGAGACUCGUCUAGAGGAGCUUCUGACCAUGGCCAAACAUUCUUGAGGGUAGACACACCAAAUAAUGCUAGUACAACAGGAAGUUAUUCUAGUUUUCGACGUCUAACCCCAUUGUCUAUCAACGUACCAGUACAAGUGAACAACUUACGAGCAUCUGAACUAACUGAACAAAUUAGUGAGAUUGAUGUUGAAAGGAAGAAUAUUGUAUUGUAUGAAAAGAUACAAGAAGGAACCUUUGGUCAAAUUUAUCGUGGAAUGCUGAUUGAAACUGACAAUGAAAUCACCAUGAAACAGAAUACUUUUGUGAAAACAGUAUCUGAUCAAGCUUCUAAAGACCAGAUAUCAUUGCUUCUUGCUGAAGGAAUGAAGAUGUAUGGGACAAAUCACAAGAAUGUAUUACCAAUCAUUGCUGUCUGCAUGGAUGAUGUGCAGCACCCUCUUCUGGUCUAUCCCUUCAUGAACCGAGGAAACCUGAAACUCUUUCUUCAGAAGUGCAAGUUUUCAGUUGAAGGCCACUGUCAUACAUUGCUAACCCAAGACCUUGUUGGCAUGGCAAUCCAGAUUGUCCAGGGAAUGAUUUAUCUAAACAAGAAGAAGAUAAUCCAUGGAGAUCUAGCUGCUAGGAAUUGUGUGGUGGAUGACAAAUUACAUGUGAAAAUUACAGACAAUGCCUUGUCACGUGAUUUAUUCCCCAAUGACUACCAUUGUCUUGGUGACAAUGAAAACAGGCCUGUAAAAUGGCUUGCAUUAGAGAGCUUACUCAAAAAAGAGUUCUCAACAGCUAGUGAUGUUUGGUCAUUUGGUGUCACUCUUUGGGAGUUGAUGACCCUUGGUCACCAGCCUUAUGUAGAAAUAGAUCCCUUUGAAAUGGGGGCAUCUCUUCGCGAUGGUUACAGGCUUUCUCAGCCAAUCAACUGUCCUGAUGAAUUGUACACUUUGAUGGCCUUCAGCUGGGCUGCUGCACCUGAGAAAAGACCAAGUUUUAUUCAGUUGCUUGUCUGUUUCCAAGACUUUUACAAUGCUCUAGGGCUAUAUGUUUGAUCUAUGUUAGCAAUUGCAGUUGGUAAAACGAUCUCUCAGGUCAACACAGAGUCAAAGAAAGGAGUAAUUUCUGUCUAUCAUCUAUUUUACAGCUUUUAUAAGAAUGAAACUCUUAGUCUUUAACAUUGUAUUCUUUGAUGUUCUAAUUAUUAAGUGCCACGAAUUUCAUGUGCAGAAAAGAAACUUUUGAACCAAAGUGAUCAGUGUCGACCUGAGGUAAUACUAUGGGUCAGACAAUGUAACAUUACAUUUUAUACCUAGGUUCAUCAAUAUUAAUCUCCAAAAGCAAGGAUACAUCUCAGUUUGUAUCUACCUUUAGAGUUUCUAAGAAAAUUGAAGUAGUCUGGUUUUAUAUUUAAACUGAAUAAUAUCACUAGAAUGACUACACAGAGACAAGUGAUAGUUUUUAUAAAACAAUAAUUACUUAAGGUAACUUAAACUUAUUAACACUAUUUCAGAUAAGAAAAACUCCAGUUUUACCUGAUUAUUGCUGUUUGACUGUCCAUUAAAAAAUCUGUACUGAACUAUAGUUUAUUUAUGUCAGGCAUUAUGUCUCACUGACUUUUAUACUGGUAUUGACCAAGCAAGUAUGUGUUUGGGUUUCAUUGUAAAUUGUUAACAGUGAAGUGGUCUUUCAUGUCGUAUUAAAUAACACAUAUUUAAGUGCUUUACUUACUGAGAGUUUCAAACAAAGUUGUUCAGAUUUACUAUUCUAAUAGACACAAUUAGUCCUGAUGAAAUAACAAGUUGCAUUCUGAUUUAAUUUGAAAGAAGAAAUGCCUUUAAAAACUCGUUUUCUUUGAAUCUUUUCAUCUAUUAGCUUUUACAUAGUAAACAUACAUUAUUUUAUCAUCAUGUAUGGGUCCACUCACUAUUUGACCAUGCAUUAUAUUUUAGAAUGGGAAUUGGGCCUUUAUUAAAAAAUGGAAAUUAAUAUAUAAAAGUAACAUAAAUGUUUUUAGUUUUAUCAAAUAAAAAAUAUAAAAUCCUUGCUUGUUUCAUAAUAUAUUUUUACUCUGAAGAAUUGUCACAAAAAUAAGGGCAUGUUGGAUUUCAAGAUAUAUCAAACUCUGUAAACACAAUAUUUUUCAGUAAUCCUUAUUUCUAAUUGUGCUGUUGUAUAUAAUUAUGUAUAUUUGUUCCCCACAGCCAUAAGAUUAAGAUAAUUCUAUUAAUUAGACCAGUUAGUAAAAUAUAGUUGAAAAUAUGAAAUGUAACCUCAAAUAGAGAAGAAAAAAGUCAUAACGUGGUCCAGUAUUUUCAUGUUGAAUCUGUUGUUGAUUAUACAUUUUAGUUGUUAAAGUUUGUUCAAGUGGCUGAGGGUGACAUCUGUUCCAAAGGUUUGAAAAUUUUUCACAUUUGUUAGAUGUGUGAAAUAUUGUUUAAAUGUAUUUAGAAGCUUUUAUGUUCACUAAAUGUUUGUAUUGAAAUGAUUGUAUAUAUACUUCAUGAAAUUCUUGUUCUUUGUUGUUUAGUAAAAAUGUCAUCAGAUGCUUAAAAAAAGCAUAUCUUGUGAAUUAGAUAUGCUUCUGGAAAAAGAUAAAAGCUCUACUUCAUUUUUCCAGUCAUAAAGCACGUGGAUCAAAAACAACUAAACUUCUGUUUAUCAUUUUUAUCUACUGGUGAUAAACUGAAAUGAUGGCUCUUGAUAAUGUGCAGUAUAGUAAUACAUAACUCUGAACCCUCGUGACCUGUGUGAUCAUUUUUUUUUUAUAGUAGUUUAAACAAAUGAGUCAUAUUUUUAAAACCUGACCAAAACAUAAAGUUAUCAUACUUGCUGAUAUCAUUCUUCCUUUCAUCAUAUAAUAAAGAACUUGCUGAAAACAAAGCCAAAACAACAACUGGAAUUCUUUUGUUCUUGUUAUACAACUUUUGUGAUUAAUAGAUUUGCUUUUUUAUUUACAAGAAAAUGUAAAAAAUACUUCAAACUGGUAUGAGAUACAUGAAGUGCUUUAUGUAAUAUGAAAUCAUAAACUAUGUUUUUGUCAUAUAUUUACUGCAUUCUGAUAUCCUAUUCCAUAACUGGUUUUCUGGUCCAAUGAGCUGUUUAGUGUUUGAAGUGAAUAAUUAAAAUUCUCUUGCCAAAAUUCUUAGGAUGGUUCUGACUGAAACACAAGUUUUAAUGCUAGUCAACGUUUAUUGAUGGUUUGUGUAUCUGUUCUUGACAGCCAAUAUAACAGCUAAUAUGUUUAUAACCAUUUGUAAAAUUUUGUACAGCUGUUUUGGUAUUUUCAUGGUGUUUCUUCUAUAGCUAUAAAACGCUCAAUGAGAUGACUUGUCCAUUGUAUGGUACUAUUAUGCCAAAUGUAUAAAUAUACAUAUAUAAAAGAUCUUUGUCAUUUUGAA
Messenger RNA from Limulus polyphemus (Atlantic horseshoe crab), 3586 nucleotides. Its product is annotated as tyrosine-protein kinase RYK-like. Gene Ontology annotation, cellular component: signaling receptor complex. Gene Ontology annotation, biological process: positive regulation of kinase activity; cell surface receptor protein tyrosine kinase signaling pathway; multicellular organism development. NCBI's taxonomy places the organism in Eukaryota, Metazoa, Arthropoda, Merostomata, Xiphosura, Limulidae. The coding region runs from base 47 to 1240 and encodes 397 amino acids. The record is from RefSeq and is a predicted model, not a curated record. The transcript is spliced from 10 exons. Gene Ontology annotation, molecular function: ATP binding; protein kinase activity.